Emiliania huxleyi CCMP1516 is the source of this 438-nucleotide messenger RNA. RefSeq lists its product as hypothetical. The annotation marks the transcript as partial. Lineage: Eukaryota; Haptophyta; Isochrysidales; Noelaerhabdaceae. The transcript is spliced from 2 exons. The record is from RefSeq and is a predicted model, not a curated record.
UCGCCCGAGCGGACCCUCGCCCUCCUCAAGCCGGACUGCGUCGCGAGUGGGGCGGCGGGCGAGGUGGAGGCUCUGAUCGCGGAGCACGGGUUCGAGGUCGUGCGGCGGAGGAGGUGGAGGAUGGGGGAGGGGGAGGCGGCGGCCUUCCUGCAGGCCUCAUGCUCGUCGCGCUUCUUCUCGGAGAUGGUCUCGUUUUACGCGAGCGGCGAGGUGGUCGCCCUCCUCCUGCAGCGGGCGGGGGCCAUAGGCGCGUGGAGGGAGCUGCUCGGGCCCGGCGACCCGGCGGCGGCGAGAGGGUACACGGACAGGCACGGCCGGGUGCGGCGCCCAAAGGCGCCGCGGAGCGUGCGAGCGCGUUGGGGGCGCGACAAGCAGGCGAACGCGGCGCACGGGUCGGAUUCGGAGGAGGCGGCGGGGAGGGAGAUCCGGUUCGUGUUU